AUGUCGCCCAUGGCUCAGCCAGGAGUGGGAUGGCCCUCGGUCGGCCUGGCGCUCAUCAACGUUGACCCAGCAGUUUUGAAUUGGUGGAGCACCGAUUCAAAGAACCGGACAAUGUCCACCAUUCCCCAAGCCCGGUUCAUUUCGCCCAUCUCUGCCGAGAAGGCUUUUGUUAUCCCGGAAUAUCUAACGACGCUGAAGUCAUCCAUCACCCGGUUGAAUGUCAUGGACGGAAACUUCGCGCUACCCCCGGCCAUGGAGGACUCAUUUCGACGAGCCAUGAAGGAGGCCGAGCUGUUCAAGGAGAUCCACGAUGGCUUGAUGGCUGACGUAAAGUUGAGAUUCGCUGGGCACUAUGAUCAGCUGUCUCAAUUUCACAUCGACAUCGAGAGGUCCAUCAUCGACAUUGCCGAUCGCAACGAGACGAAGACGUCUUAUUUCUGUGGAUUGUUCACGACAGAUCAGCCCUACGACAGGGCCAGGAGCCACCACAGAACCCUUCUGUCAAUCACCAUCGAUAUGAUCAAGACCAGCAAAGAUGAGAGGGACCGACUGAUAGAAUUUCUCGAGGAGCUGCGUACACUCAAGUCGAUUCAGAGAUGGACGAAAAAAACCAAGGAUAUGCGAGCAGAAGUCAAAGUCAUGUGCAACUCCUCCAAGCGCUCCAAGGUGAAAUUGUGGAUGGCGGUGGGAGCUCUGAAGCGUCAUCUGGCCAGCAUCAACCCUGUGCGCCAAGGCCUUCUCGCACUGCAGCAUGAUCAAGCCAAGACCUUGGAAACGGCCCUUUUCAGCUAUUGCAAAUCACUGCUGGAAGCGAUGCGGAGGUUGGCCGAGUUUGGGAACGGGUGA
This is a messenger RNA of Fusarium falciforme, 846 nucleotides long. RefSeq lists its product as hypothetical. NCBI's taxonomy places the organism in Eukaryota, Fungi, Ascomycota, Sordariomycetes, Hypocreales, Nectriaceae. The record is from RefSeq and is a predicted model, not a curated record. The coding region runs from base 1 to 846 and encodes 281 amino acids. The transcript is spliced from 3 exons.